AUGAAGAGCUAUUUGUUGCUGUGCGUGGCCUUGGCUGUCUCCUUGGGGGUCGUCCUUGUGGCAGGUUAUCCCCUGGACCACAAGAAUGAUGAGUACGUGCUGGUCAAUAACAAGUGUCAGUGUGUGACAGUGACCUCCAGGUUGGUCCCCUCCAAAGAUAACCCUGAGGAAGAAGUCCUGGAGAGAAACAUACGCAUCCUAGUCCCUCUGAAGGCUCGAGAGAACAUCUCUGACCCCCUGUCUCCGGUCAGGACCAAAUUUGUCUACCGCAUGACGGAACUCUGCAGGAACUGCAAUCCCACAGAAAUUGAGCUGGGUGGGGUGGUCCACCAGGUCCAGCAGGGCAACUUCUGUGAUGAGCCCCAGACCUGCUACACCUACGACAGGAACAAGUGCUACACCUCAACCUUCCCAUUCCUCUACAAUGGGGAGGUGAAGCAUGUCCCAGCAGCUCUGACACCAGCAUCCUGCUUCUCCCAGUAG
This is a messenger RNA of Acanthisitta chloris (rifleman), 483 nucleotides long. RefSeq names its product immunoglobulin J polypeptide, linker protein for immunoglobulin alpha and mu polypeptides (gene JCHAIN). Gene Ontology annotation, cellular component: pentameric IgM immunoglobulin complex. The coding region runs from base 1 to 483 and encodes 160 amino acids. NCBI's taxonomy places the organism in Eukaryota, Metazoa, Chordata, Aves, Passeriformes, Acanthisittidae. The transcript has 4 exons. Gene Ontology annotation, molecular function: immunoglobulin receptor binding. The record is from RefSeq and is a predicted model, not a curated record. Gene Ontology annotation, biological process: humoral immune response.